ACAACUCUAUUUUGAAAGUUAACGCCCACCAGCCCAAACCUAUUUUUUCGGGAGUAUUGCCGUACAUAAAAAUGGUGGUCGCUGAAGGAAAUGGCUCACAACAAUCUGGUAAACCUGAUAAAGAAGAAAGUUUUACCACUACAAAUAAACAAGAUAAUGGUUCAGAAACAAAAAAUAAAAAAAAAACCGAAGAAAAUGAUAAUGAAAAGGUUGAAGUAGACGAGUUCGGUCGCAUGCUAAGACGUGAUAGUAGACAACGUGAAGAUGAUCAUGAUCAUAGCGAUUACAGUGACUAUGAUCGUUAUAAAUCUGAAUCACGGCGAUAUAGUAGUAGUAGCAGACGUUCCUCGCGGAAACGUUCAUCUGAUGACUAUUAUGAUUCCCGCUCAAGUCAUUAUCAUCCAAGAAAUGACCACGGUCGCCAACUUCAUUAUGAUCGAUAUGUUCCGAGGAGAUCUAGUUACAACAGAUACUCAGAUAGUGACCGAGAGGAUCAUUAUCGUUAUGAUGAUGGUAAUAGGUAUAGAGAUCGGAAACGGUCUAGGACUUGGUCGCGUCGUUCUUCAGAUAGUGAGGAGGAGUAUGAGCGAAAGCGAAGUAACAGCAGAAGACGUCGUCGGUCGUUGGAUAGAAACAAUGAAACAGAAGGAAGGAGAUGGUCAAAUAAUAAUUAUGAAGAUCAAUAUAAAGUAGCAAGUAAAUAUAUUGACACCGAGUUUUACACCAAAAAAAUAUACGUCGGCGAACUUAAGGAUGUUACUGAACGUGCAUUACAUAUGGCUUUUGAACGAUUCGGUGAUAUAGAAAAUAUUAAUAUGGUUUCUGAAAAGGGUAUCGCUUUCAUUGAUUUUGAUACCGAAGAAAACGCGACUGAAGCUCGUCGUAAGAUGGACGGAACAUUGUUAGGUUCAGGCUAUAUACAAGUAAAUCGUGCCAAAAGACCAGAAAGAAAUAUAAACGGGUUCGGAAAUGUUCCUUGGAGUGAUGCAGAUGGUGCAACUGCUAAGCAGAAUGACAUUAAACAAAUUGCAUACGGAAUUCAAUAUUCAUUUCAAACAGCUCCAUAUAUGAAUGGUUCAUCUCAAUAUGCCACAACAAUUAACAGUACAGUUCCAGUUCCACCUUCGCAAUCACCGUUAGAUCCAAGAGCACAAGGACAUAAACCAUAAAUUAAUUAAUUGCUUAAGCGAAAUUACCCUAUUGUCCUUACUUUAGCACCAUAAGUAUUGAAUGACAUUUUAUUUAGUCUUUCAAUCAUUUGUUAAUCUUUUUAAUAGUUUUUUUAUUUCUUUAGAGGUAAGUAAAAUUUUCAUAUUCUCACCUGAAUUAUAAUUUGGGAAAAAUGGAGAAACAAAAUUUUUUUUAAAAAAAUAUAUUAAAUAAUAUUUAAUAAAAAUCAAAUGAAAUAUUAAAAUUAC
Rhizophagus irregularis DAOM 181602=DAOM 197198 is the source of this 1418-nucleotide messenger RNA. RefSeq lists its product as uncharacterized. Gene Ontology annotation, molecular function: RNA binding. The record is from RefSeq and is a predicted model, not a curated record. NCBI's taxonomy places the organism in Eukaryota, Fungi, Glomeromycota, Glomeromycetes, Glomerales, Glomeraceae.